Molecule: messenger RNA, 1709 nt
Organism: Acipenser ruthenus (sterlet)
Lineage: Eukaryota; Metazoa; Chordata; Actinopteri; Acipenseriformes; Acipenseridae
Product: probable G-protein coupled receptor 150
Exons: 1
Coding region: 254-1393 (379 amino acids)
Biological process (GO): G protein-coupled receptor signaling pathway
Cellular component (GO): membrane
Molecular function (GO): peptide binding; G protein-coupled receptor activity
Source: RefSeq, a predicted model, not a curated record
UCCCUUAAUCCAUUGAAAAGUUUCACAAUAUGUAGGUAGGUGCUUUUGUUGAAGACAUUCAAUUAUCAGGAUUGCCUUCCCUGUCAUUAUGCUGAGACAUGCCUCUUUGCCUCAUACACGCGCUGCCAGCUCCAGGGAAACGAUGACAAGAAACGUUGCAGUGGGGUCUUAAAGUAGUUUAGCAUCUAUCUGCUAUGUUAGAAUUUUUAUGAGUACAUAAUAUUGGUUGAUAUUUGCAGAAUAACUGCACUUAAUGGAUAUGUCCUUGUUUCCUACGAACUACUCAAUUAACUUGUCGCAAAAUGUCAAUAACUGGACAGGUAGUAGUGUGGCAAGAUCGGAGAGGGAGAAUUAUAACAGGAAAAGCCGUAUGAUCGCUCUCGUGGUGCUUUUUUUCUUGUCCUUCGUUGGAAACCUCAUAGUUAUAAAAACAAUCUCUUGUAGUUGGGUUGGAAAACAAAGAAAAGGUCGCAGGGUGCAUAUGCUCUUCAUCAACUUGGCAAUGGCAGAUCUCAGCGUUUCGCUGCUGACCGUCCUUUCUCAGAUUUUAUGGGAAAGCUUGGGGAGCGAGUGGCUGGCCGGGGAUCUCUCCUGUCGGCUAGUCAAAGUCGCCCAGAUCUUCGGUCUCACUGCAUCGUCAAACAUGGUCGUGAUCAUAGCGCUUGAGAGGCAACAUGCCAUUGCCAACCCGCUUGCAAUUCCUCUUUCUGUCACGAAGAUCUGCGCCGCUUCAUGGAUCUGCGCGGUGCUCUUCUCCGUGCCACAGGCAUUCGUAUUUAGGGAGACCAAGUUAAACUCCGGUACCCAGUGCCUCGGUAUUUUUGACAAUCUACCGAAAUGGCACUUUCAAUUGUACAUAAUCUAUGGAGCCAUGGUUGUCUUUUUUGUUCCGUUUUGCAUCUUAUGCUUUGCCUACGCCAGAAUUCUGUGCAUUAUUUGGAAGACAGAAAAGAAACCCAAACGUGAAAAGGUCGUAUCAAACAGCACCACAACCGGCACCCAGUUCCAUCUAAAUCCUACCAACAGUUCCCUGCCUAAAGCCAAAGUCAAAACCUUGAAGAUGACGCUGAUGAUCAUCUUGCUGUUUAUCAUCUGUGGAUUGCCCUACUUCGUGGUUGAGAUGAAGUUUGCAUUUGGAAACGUUUCUGCGCUGGACCAAGAUGUCACUGCAGUACUCGGGAUAUUUGUAGUAUCCAACAGCGCAGCUAACCCCAUCAUAUACUUGUUUUUCAAUUCAAAGAAGAGUGUUAAAGCUGUCUGUACCUGCGGUACAGAAGAACAAAAGGAAGGAGGCAGCAGUAGAGCAACAUCUUUUAGUUUAAUGCAGAAAAACUCAGGACAGUCCAUCGCUUUCAUUGAAGUCGACCCCAUUUCAAAGACAGAAUGCAGCUAGUGCAAAUGAAAAACGUACCCCAGCAUUCGUUCAAUGAUAAUUGCCGUAUGAGUUAUACGUUCUCAAACUUAACCUUUUGUUAUAAGAGUUUCAGGUGUUUUCAUGAAUUCAAUUUCGCAAAGUUAUUGUGAAAUACUUUGUCCUGUCUGUCUGCUGUGCUUGUAGAAAUGUUAUGAACGAAUGUGAAAGGUUUGGAACCUUUAGUAAAAUAUGUGAGAUUUUGUUGUACAAUUUGAGGCUUCAGUGAUUGCUAAUAUGUUAUGUCUUGUUUAUCUUGUAUAUCAUUUGCUGUGUAUCUAUAUGUUUGUUUUUGACA